AUGCCCACCAUCUCCGUCGACAAGGCCGCGCUCUUCCAGGCGCUCGGAAGGGAGUAUACGACCGAGGAGUUCGAUGAGCUGUGUUUCGAGUUUGGCAUCGAGCUCGACGAAGACACAACGAAUUCGGACAGACCUAUCGUCGAUGGAAAACAGGAGCCUCCUCAGCUCAAGAUCGAAAUCCCCGCCAACCGGUAUGACAUGCUGUGUUUCGAGGGCAUUGCCCUCAUGUUGAACAUUUUCCUGGGCCGGAGACCCCUCCCCAACUACCGACUGGUCGAGCCCGCGAACGGACAGCUUGAGAAGAUUAUUGUUAAGGAGGAUACCAUGAAAAUCAGACCCCUCGUGUCUGGCGCUAUCCUGCGCAACGUGAAGUUCGACCAGGCUCGCUACGAGUCCUUCAUCGCCCUGCAAGACAAGCUUCAUCAGAACCUUGCUAGACAGCGUACACUUGUUUCCAUUGGUACUCAUGACCUGGACACGAUAAAAGGACCCUUCACCUAUGAAGCGUUGCCUCCGAAAGAUAUCAAGUUCACCCCGCUGAACCAGACGAAAGAAAUGAAUGGGGAGGAACUGAUGAACUUCUAUGAGAAAGACAAGCAUCUCGGCAAGUAUCUUCAUAUCAUUCGGGACUCUCCCGUCUACCCCGUCAUUUACGAUGCCAACCGGGUUGUCUGCUCUCUUCCGCCUAUCAUCAACGGAAACCACUCCAAGAUCACGCUUGAUACCAAGAACGUCUUCAUUGAAAUCACGGCCCUCGACAAGACCAAGGUGGAGAUUGUCAACAGAAUGAUGGUCGCCAUGUUCUCUGAAUACUGCUCCGAGCCUUUCACCAUCGAGCCCGUCCAGAUUGUUUCGGAUCACAAUAACGAAACCCGGGUCGUUCCCGAUAUGUCUCCGCGCACCACUCAAGCCGAAAUCUCUUACCUCAAUCAAUGCUGUGGCCUCGAUCUCUCCGCCACUCAGAUCUGCGACCUGCUGAAGAAGAUGGCAUACAAUGCCAAGCCCUCCGCCUCCUCUCCUGAUCUCAUCGACGUGGACAUCCCUCCGACCCGCGCCGACGUGCUUCAUCAGGCUGAUAUCAUGGAGGACGUCGCCAUUGCCUACGGCUUCAACAACCUCCCGAGGUCCUUCCCCAGCAAGUCUGGUACCAUUGCCCAGCCCCUCCCGAUCAACAAACUGUCGGACAUCGUCCGCAUGGAGGCUGCCAUGGCAGGCUGGUCCGAGGUCCUUCCUUUGAUUCUGUGCUCUCACGAUGAGAACUUUGGCUGGCUUAACCGCAAGGAUGACGGCAACACCGCCGUCAAGCUAUCCAACCCCAAGACCCUGGAAUUCCAGGUCGUCCGCACGAGUCUCCUUCCCGGUCUUCUCAAGACCAUCCGCGAGAACAAGCACCACACAGUGCCUAUGAAGAUCUUUGAGGUCAGUGACGUUGCUUUCAAGGACCUGUCUCUGGAACGCAAGAGUCGGAACGAGCGGCACUUCGCCGCCGCGUGGUACGGCAAGACCAGCGGUUUUGAGGUCGUCCACGGUCUCUUGGACCGUACCAUGGCCAUGCUCAAGAGUGCCUUCAUCACCACCGAGGAGGGUCUGGAGAACCCCGCUGUGGGUGAAUCGCACUAUUGGAUUGAGGAGCUGGAUGACGCUACCUAUUUCCCCGGUCACGCUGCCUCCGUCCAUCUCCGCAUCGGAGGGAAGGACCACGUCAUCGGCUCUUUCGGUAUCCUGCACCCUACAGUGUUGGAGAACUACGAACUGAAGUACCCCGUCAGCACGCUAGAGAUCAACAUCGAAGCCUUCCUGUGA
Molecule: messenger RNA, 1803 nt
Organism: Aspergillus terreus NIH2624
Lineage: Eukaryota; Fungi; Ascomycota; Eurotiomycetes; Eurotiales; Aspergillaceae
Product: phenylalanine--tRNA ligase subunit beta
Exons: 9
Coding region: 1-1803 (600 amino acids)
Biological process (GO): phenylalanyl-tRNA aminoacylation
Cellular component (GO): phenylalanine-tRNA ligase complex; cytoplasm
Molecular function (GO): phenylalanine-tRNA ligase activity; magnesium ion binding; RNA binding
Source: RefSeq, a predicted model, not a curated record